AUAUGCUGAUGAUUUUUGCUUAUUAAUUAGUGGCACGGAUUUGACCCGAAUGUCCGAUCAGCUGACAGAUAACCUUCAUAACCUUAACUCCUGGAUGAAUUCUAGAAACCUUUUCCUGUCUCCAGAAAAGUCUAGGGCAAUUAUAUUCACCAAGUCUGGGUCCAUAAGAAGUCCUCCCCCUCCAGUAAUGUCAGGAAGUACACCGAUUCCUUGGACUACAGAGCAUAAAUAUCUUGGUCUGCACAUUGAAAGUAAUCUCCGAUGGAGAAAACACGUGGAAAUGAUUACAGGUAAAAUCUCAAUGGCCAACAACAUCGUGAAGGCCUUAUGUGGGAAGACAUGGGGCGCUCAUCCCUCUGUACUCAUGGGAGUUUACAAGGUAUUGGCUGUUCCACACUUUGAUUAUGGAUGCUUGGUAUACGGUAGAUGUUCCAGAGAGCUAAUUGAGAGACGAUUCCCGGAACAUACACUGGCCUUUACGGAUGCCUCAGUUUCUCGUGCACCAGACUCAGUAGGCUAUGGAGUGUUCUUCCCAUCAAUGGCAGUGGAGUUGUCUGGUCGGUUGCCGGACCACUGGUCCAUAUUUGAUGCUGAACUCUUUGCAAUCGGAAAGGCGGUCUCAGAGGCGUCGGAAAGAAAGCUAAGAAGGCUGUUGGUGGUGUCGGACUCACUCAGUGCAUUGGAAGCCUUAAAAUCCAACAAAUUUGACUCUAGUGUGGACAUAAUCUCAAUGAGAGUCAGAAACACCCUAUAUGUGGCCAAUUCGACAGGAUGUGCAGUUAGCUGCAUAUGGGUUCCCAGUCAUUCCUACAUCCACGCCAAUGAUGUGGCAGACAGACUAGCCAAUCAGGGUCGUUAUGCAGAUACGGCACCCCACAUCCCAGGGGGCCCCCAAACUCUUUGGCCUAGAAUUAAGAGAGACAUUAGAGGAUCAUGGAUUGAGGAUUUCUUAAAAUCGUGUAUUUCCAGAGGUAGAAUAUAUUCCCUUUAUGUUAACCACCAUAAUUUUCCCCUCUCCCCAUGGUUUUCCAAAAUUGAUAAACCCAGACGAUUCCUUAUUGCAGUCUUACGCUUAAAAUCGGGACACUGCCUCACUCCAGCCCACCUUCACAGGAUCGGUGUCAGGGACUCACCGAACUGUGAUUGCGGAGCUUUGGGUGAUAUCCCCCACAUCUUUCUCUCCUGUGAGAAACAUGUGGUGAGGACAAAGCUUUUGUAUGACAAACUUUCUGUACUUGAUUUCCCCCUUCCGUUGAAUAUAUAUGACGCCAUUUUUUCUACUAAGCUGGAGGUGUUGGAGUUGCUUAUGCAGUUUGUAAGAGAGUGUGGUUUGACUUUGUAGUUUUAGCUUUUUGCUUAUGCUUUGCAUGUCAGCCUGGACACCUACUUGUGUUGACCCUCUGUGUGGCCCAUAAUGUCCUGAUACCCUAAUGUCCCGUCACGCUUUUAUGCUUCAACAAUUGCCAUUAGUCGACCAAAACAACCACUAUAUAUGAUCUUGAGUUUCGCUUUAGUUCAACAAGACGAGGAAGAUUGUCGCUUUGUCUUCCAGAUAGUCAUCAAGAGAGUAUCCGUUCCACUGAUCCUGGGAUUGUUCUGCAAGACUCCUGCGCCCUCAGGACCUGGGAUCAAAUUGCUCCAGACUCACUACUGAACUU
Molecule: messenger RNA, 1658 nt
Organism: Coccinella septempunctata (seven-spotted ladybird)
Lineage: Eukaryota; Metazoa; Arthropoda; Insecta; Coleoptera; Coccinellidae
Exons: 2
Coding region: 50-1342 (430 amino acids)
Molecular function (GO): RNA-DNA hybrid ribonuclease activity; nucleic acid binding
Source: RefSeq, a predicted model, not a curated record